AUUUGAUCGGUUGAUUGGACUUAGCAUCAGCGAAGACCAUGAAGACGUUCGCCGCUUGCACGAUUGCUCUUGUCGCCGGCGACUUGGCUGCCGCUUUCACGGGCCCCUUGGCUGCCCGCACCGGAGCUACCAGCGCUGCCCGUGCAUCCUCGAGCUCGGCGGUGUGCAUGUCCGUGGGAGACGAGGCCAUGUCUCGGAAGAACGCGAUCGCGGCGUUUUCCGCGGGGGCCGCGGCGGUGCUCGGCGCGGCGGCGGUGCCGGCGGCGGUUUUCGCGGCGGAGGAGGCGGCGGCUCCCGCCCCCGCCGCUGUCUCUGAGGACGGGCCACCGAGCGACUGGGGAUUGACCAAGCAGUAUUACCCGGAUGCCUCCAAGAUGGUUAGGCACAUGAGGUACUGCACCAACAUGGAGAAGGGAGACCCCUACAUGGCGGAUAUUGCCAACAACUGCAAGAAGGAGAUGGUCGAGUUCGUGUCUAACUACCGCCGCUCGAGCAACAUCAACGGCAAGCUGUCAUACUCCAACCUCUACACGUCCAUCUCGGUGCUGGCGGGACACUACGCCUCGUACGGCCCCAAGUUCCCUGUACCCGAGAAGCGCCGGAAGCGCCUCUUGCAGGAGUACACCGACAUCGAGCGAGCGAUCAAGCGCCAGCGUUAACUUCGCGCCCGCGUCAUCUCGUCUUGUAGCUUCGGCGUUGUCGAGGGUAAGACCGGCAGUUGAUGGGAGCAUGGCUGACGCUAGCCGAGUGAGCAGCCGUUUCGUAGAAAGAGGGACAAAGGGUGUCCCCUCUGUUUUGCGGAAAUUAUAGUUCAGGUUCGCGAUUAGGUAGGCGACUGCCACGUGGGGAGAGGGGGAGGUUAGGGAACACCUUAGACCGAAUUGAUUUAAAGGAGAGCGCGCGUUGCAGUAGAGGCAUGGGACAAGCGACCGCUUUCUCUGUUGAUGGCGCGACGCUUUGUGCGUGCACGAGAACGUGCGUUGAUGUGCGAAAUAGAGUUCUUGAAACGGUUGGAGAGAAAAGAACAUCACCCGCCCCCCCUACCAUCCCACCUUCACCAGUUCGAAGUUGUGAUGGUCUUUAUCGAUGUUUCUUCCUGUGUUCGGGUGUCCGUGGCGGGCAGCGACUACUAGACGCGUUGUUUUUGUUUUUUGUUUGUUCUGGUGUUUCCGAGUAUAAAGAGAAGCUGGCCAAGCGCAGCGGCUGAUUGGUUGGUUACUUCACAGGAACUUAGAAACCUAGCAGGGUGCACACAUUCGGCAGUUAAUGACGCGCCUUUGGGUGGGAAUCCAGCAGUAAUCACAGCGCAAGCAUCAUG
Molecule: messenger RNA, 1318 nt
Organism: Ectocarpus siliculosus
Lineage: Eukaryota; Phaeophyceae; Ectocarpales; Ectocarpaceae
Source: the annotation of a GenBank genome assembly